AUGCCAGCGCAGCAGAAGAAGCUCAUCUUCUGCACGGCCGGGCUGCUGAGCUUGGCCUGCGCGCUGGGGACGGCGGCGGCCGUGGGCAGGCAGCUGUGGGUUCGGGGAACAUUGCUCUGCUCCACCGGGGCGCUGCUCGUCAACGCCAGCGGCCCCGAGCUGCACAAGUUCAUCGGCGACAUCCAGUACGGGCUCUUCUCCGGACAGCGGGUGCGGCAGUGCGGGCUCGGGGGGAGACCCUCGCACUUCUCAUUUUUUCCAGAUUUGCUCAGAAUUAUCCCUGCAAGUAUCCACGUUAGUGUCAUUCUCUUCUGUGCAGUGCUGAUUGUCUUUGCCCUGGUGGGAGCAGGGUUCUUCAUGUUCAAUGCUUUUGGCAGCCCCUACGAGACGCUGCACGGCCCCGUGGGGCUGUACCUCUGGAGCUUCAUCUCCUGUGAGUACCUGGGCUCUGACAGACACACACAGGAGGGUUCCUGUGGUUGCCUCAUCAUGAUUCUGUUCUCCUCAGAGGUGAAGAUCCACCACCUUUCAGAGAAAAUUGCUAAUUUUAAAGAGGGAACUUUUACCUUCAAGACUCACAGUGAACAGUUUGCGAAUUCCUUCUGGACCAUCCUGGUUUGCUCUCUGGUGCACUUCCUCAAUGCCCUGCUGAUCAGAUUUGCUGGAUUUGACUUUCCCUUUUCAAAACCAAAAGAUUCAGGGACAAUCACAGGAGCAGCUGACCUGAUGUAUUAA
Messenger RNA from Pseudopodoces humilis (Tibetan ground-tit), 735 nucleotides. Lineage: Eukaryota; Metazoa; Chordata; Aves; Passeriformes; Paridae. The record is from RefSeq and is a predicted model, not a curated record.